CGACUAACCCGCGCGAAACAGAUUGAAUAUGCAGAACAUGGUACAUCUCUCGGUGUUUUGGUUAAGGACACCUUCGUACUCUCUUCCUCCUUAAAGGGAAAUCAACUACAAUACAUUCCCACUCUCACAUUUGGGUGCGGAUAUCAUCAAGAAUUUUCUCCUUCGCUUUGUCCUCCUUUUACAGAUGGAGUUCUAGGCCUGGGCAGUGGCGAAACAAGUAUUUUGUCACAGGUAAGCAGUAAAAAGGUUAUGGCCCUUUGCUCGAGUGAUAAAAAUGGCCCUGGAUAUCUUGUCCUCGGAGAUUCUCUAUCAAAUUCACCAGAUAUUACAUGGAGGUCACUGGCAAACGAUCACCUUGAGCUUGGCCCCGCAGACAUCAUUUAUGAAGAUAAUCUUCUCGUAUCUGUGUUGCAUUUUUCGUUGGAUAGUGGGACUACUUACAGAUACUUCAGCCCUGCAAUAUACCAAGCUGUUCUUUCUCAGGUGAAAGAAUCGGCAUUGAAGGCGGGAACCCCAGUCGUGGAUCCGUAUCUUCCCGUCUGCUGGAAACCUGUGACAUCUUCAGAUGCCUUCUUGGACUCUUUCGGAUCUUUAUAUUUGAGCUUCAAGAGUGACACGUGUCUAUUUUCAACUAGCACCAUUCAAGCUCUUAAACGGCCUCAGGAUAAUGUGUGUUUGGGGAUCCUAGACAGCCAGGAACUUGGUCCGGAAUCUGAAAACCUGAACGUAAUUGGAGACCUUCCUCUGCAACAGAGGCUGGUGAUAUAUGAAUAUGAAAACCAGGAAUUAGUUGGGGUGACACGAAUUGCAGUGAUCUACCGGCGCAGCUUUCUAGGGGAGAACUGAACCAAGAAUUCUCUUUCUUCAUCAUCAAUUAAAUCACUAUUCGCAAAGCCACGGACCAUGAUACACAUCCCUCCAGGAAAAAAGAGGAAGCAAGACUUCAAUUCGCCCUAAAGUUGAUUUUCUGGCUGAUACAAAUUAUGAUCAUGAAAUUUCACUACACCAGAAAGUUUUACUACAUAUAAUAUAUCUGAUUAUUAAAUCUUGUACUUCUUACUAUAUUGACAAUCGUCAAAUAACAAUGUCCAUCCACUUGCAUAAACAAAUUCAUUGGUGUAAACCGACUAGUUUGGAUCCAU
Molecule: messenger RNA, 1142 nt
Organism: Olea europaea var. sylvestris
Lineage: Eukaryota; Viridiplantae; Streptophyta; Magnoliopsida; Lamiales; Oleaceae
Product: aspartic proteinase Asp1-like
Exons: 7
Biological process (GO): proteolysis
Molecular function (GO): aspartic-type endopeptidase activity
Source: RefSeq, a predicted model, not a curated record